This is a messenger RNA of Nanorana parkeri, 876 nucleotides long. RefSeq names its product vegetative cell wall protein gp1-like. NCBI's taxonomy places the organism in Eukaryota, Metazoa, Chordata, Amphibia, Anura, Dicroglossidae. The record is from RefSeq and is a predicted model, not a curated record. The coding region runs from base 1 to 876 and encodes 291 amino acids. The transcript has a single exon.
AUGGCCGGCGUAGUCCGCUGUCCUUCCCGGAGACGUCCUUCCUGGAUCCUUCCGCGGCCCUUCCCGGAGACGUCCUUUCGCGGCCCUUCCCGGAACCGUCCUUCCUGGAUCCUUCCGCGGCCCUUCCCGGAGACCUCCUUCCUGGUUGAUCCUUCCGCGGCCCUUCCCGGAGACGUCCUUCGUGGAUCCUCCCACGGCCCUUACCGGAGACGUCCUUCCUGGAUCCUUCCGCGGCCCUUCCCGGAGACCUCCUUCCUGGAUCCUUCCGCGGCCCUUCCCGGAGACGUCCUUCCUGGAUCCUUCCGCGGCCCUUCCCGGAGACGUCCUUCCUGGAUCCUUCCGCGGCCCUUCCCGGAGACGUCCUUCCUGGAUCCUUCCGCGGCCCUUCCCGGAGACCUCCUUCCUGGAUCCUUCCGCGGCCCUUCUCGGAGACGUCCUUCCUGGAUCCUUUCACGGCCCUUCUCGGAGACGUCCUUCCUGGAUCCUCUCGCGGCCCUUCCCGGAGACUUCCUUCCGCGGCCCUUCCCGCUGACGUCCUUCCUGGAUCCUUCCGCAGACCCUUCCCGGAGACGUCCUUCCUGGAUCCUUCCGCGGCCCUUCCCGGAGACGUCCUUCCUGGAUGCUUCCGCAGACCCUUCCCGGAGACGUCCUUCCUGGAUCCUCCCACGGCCCUUACCGGAGACGUCCUUCCUGGAUCCUUCCCCGGCCCUUCCCGGAGACCUCCUUCCUGGAUCCUUCCGCGGCCCUUCCCGGAGACCUCCUUCCUGGAUCCUCCCGCGGCCCUUUCCGGAGACGUCCUUCCUGGAUCGUCCCGUGAACCCGUGCUGCGGGCGGGUCGAGAUUUCUCCGGGUGUCACCGUAUGUGCAGAACUGUAA